This is a messenger RNA of Fraxinus pennsylvanica, 363 nucleotides long. The record is from the annotation of a GenBank genome assembly. Lineage: Eukaryota; Viridiplantae; Streptophyta; Magnoliopsida; Lamiales; Oleaceae.
AUGAAGCACGCGACCUGUGCAAUGAUUCCGAGAGGAGCUGGAAGCAUUAUAUCAACGUCGAGUGUUGCUAGUGUCAUGGGCGGGCUGGGCCCGCAUGCUUAUACUGCUUCAAAGCACGCCAUUGUUGGGUUAACAAAGAAUGCUGCUUGUGAAUUGGGCAGAAAUGGGAUUAUGGGGAUUAGGGUUCAUUGCAUAUCUCGAUUCAGCGUAGCUACUUCGAUGCUUAUAAACACUUGGAGAAGACUUGAUGAUAACGAAGAGCAAGAUGAGAUUCUUGAACAAGAAGUCGAAAAAUCGAAGGAAUUUAUGAGGAGUUUGGCCAAUUUGAAAGGUGUACCAUUGAAAGCCAAUGAUGUUGCAUAG